This is a messenger RNA of Zeugodacus cucurbitae (melon fly), 5804 nucleotides long. RefSeq names its product RNA polymerase II elongation factor Ell-like. Gene Ontology annotation, cellular component: transcription elongation factor complex. Gene Ontology annotation, biological process: positive regulation of transcription elongation by RNA polymerase II; snRNA transcription by RNA polymerase II; transcription elongation by RNA polymerase II. Gene Ontology annotation, molecular function: cis-regulatory region sequence-specific DNA binding. Bases 976 to 2430 code for a protein of 484 amino acids. The transcript has a single exon. The record is from RefSeq and is a predicted model, not a curated record. Lineage: Eukaryota; Metazoa; Arthropoda; Insecta; Diptera; Tephritidae.
AUAUUCAUACAUAUUAACCUAUAUAUACGGUAAAAGUCCCAAAAGAAGUUCGAAGAUCCUAAUCUUAGGUAUAUGGGAGCUAGGAGAAGUCAUUACCCGAUUUUACCCAUUUUUGUCAUAUCAUGUGCCUGUCAGAAAAAGGUUUCCUCUCAGUUUUUUCCUUUCGAUUUUGCCAAUUUUCAGCACGUAACAUCAAGAUGCCAAGUUAAAAUGAUAUACCAAAUUUAGUUGAAAUUGGUCGAGUACUCCCAUUUUUUAAGUCAAAUUUAGGCUUCUUGACGUAAGUAACUUAACGCACUUUUAUUGGUUUUAAACAUAACUCUUGUAUGGAGCGUAGGUCUGUUUAUGAAUUGAUUUCUCCCAUUUUCAAAAUAUAUGAUAGGGUUCCAAGAAAAAUGUGUCCAUAGAUCUUUAGUAGUUUAGGACACACACAUAUAUAAAAAAAUUUAUUAGUGGCCGGAGAAUCAUACCAACUUUUCCAACUAUAUCUAGAAAUGUUUGUUUGAACUGUUUGAGCACAUCGUAUCUCUUGGUGUUUUAGAUGUGGGAAAGUACAUAGAUUUAGUGGUCGAACUAUUUCAUAGAUCAUCUAUGUUAAUUAUUCGAUAAGAGAAUUUUCUUUGCGAAAUCUGUGCAACUGGCACAUAUCACAUAUUUGUAAAUAUUUGUUUAUUAUUUUUCAGUUAAAGUAGAGAAUUUCAAGAGGUUUUUCAUGUGACGGAUAAAAUAACAUUCAGUACAGGCAAAUAAAAAGAACAAUUUUCAUUUUAGGUCAAAAAUUCAAAUUUAUUAAACAUUCCUUAAAAAGUUAUUUUCUGGAGCAACAGGGAAACUCAUUUUGUAACAAGUAAUUGACGCGAGCUUUUAGUAUAAAAGGACUUAAAGGAGCAAAUGUUACUUCAAAUCUUCAAAGCACUUUAAUAGAACAACACAACGAGAAAUUAUACAACGAAUACAAAAAAAAAAAAGAAAAAAAUGGAGAAUUUAAUUGUAGCGCCUAUGCAAUCCGAAUUUGAAACAAUUCUGGAACAAAAUAAUUUAGAAAACACCACAGAUGCUCCAAACGUUCGUCUUUCUACAGCUCAAGGAAAAAAUGAGAGCCAAAGUUUGAACAAAUUAUCCAAGAUGGAUAAAUCAUUGAAGGAAAAAUCCAGGUUAAAGACCAACACCAAACAAGGUAGCGGUUUAAAGGUUAGCAGUGGAAAGGUGCCCGAAAUAAAUCGUCGUAAAAUACGAGAACGCAUCAUUCACUUGUUGGCACUAAAACCCUUCAAAAAGCUGGAACUAUAUGCGCGUCUACAGAAAGAGGGCUUACGUAAGGCUGAACAAUCAGUAAUUGGCAACAUACUCAGAGAAAUUGCGCAGUUACGUCAAAAUGUUUACAGUUUGAAAAACUACAUGUGGAGGGAUGUGAAUGAAAAUUGGCCAUAUUACACUGAGCAGGAACAGCAGCAACUGAAAUUGGACAAGGCACAAAAUGUAAUGAACAUGAGUACUGCAGACGAGGUUAGCUUAAUUUCUAACGUGAGUUUAAGUUCAACAACAAGCGUCAAUCGGCCGUGUGAAAUUUUAAACAAAAAGGGCUUCAAGCGCACUUCUUUGGAUAACGAAGAGCCACAGGUUGCGAAAAAGCGUCGCAUUAGUAGUGCUCCAGUCCGUAAUGACAAAAACAAAGGACCUUUGAACAGUGGAAAUGUGUUAACACAACACGUAACAAAUACUACAGCUCCGAAACAAAAAGAGAACAUCAGCAAACGAAAAACAACAGUGAAGACGACAAAGAGAGGAAAGAAGAGCCAAAACAAGAACGUAGUUCUCCAAACAACAUUCGACGAUACUCAGCAGAAGAUCCGAAACCACGAAUCAGUUCUUCCGACAAUAUCUGAUAUAGCAGAUAGCGAUACACAUCAGAAGAAUCAAUACCAGGAACGAUUUUUCCCGACAACCUCCGAAGAAUCGGAUAGCGAUACAUACAAGAAAAAUCAACACCUGGAACGUUUUCUCCCAGCAACCUCCACAAAAUACGAAGGUUGCUACACGACUAUUACAAGCAUUGAACAGCGACGCCAAUACAAAGCAGAUUUUGAGGAAGACUACGAAGAAUACUUUCCACUGCUGCAACGCGUUGAAGAAGUGCGCUAUAUAUUCCGUGAACUGCCCGAACAGUUGCAGCAAGUACCCGAAGGAUCUGCGGAAUACGAGCAUAUCAAAGAUCGCAUUUUCAAAGAAUAUGAAAUACUCAAUAGCGAGAAAGAGAUACAGCUGAAACAACGUUUUGACUAUUUGGAGGCGAAGUUGCUCUAUAUAAAACAACUUGUGGAUGAUUUUGAUGAAAAGCUGCUGAGAGAAAAGGCUGUGCAGGCUGCAAUGGCCAUGGCAAAAGAGUACCUCUUAGAACAGCAACAAGUUGGACAAUUUGAUGAUUUUUGAAGCUGACAAUUCGGACUGAAGUCCCGAUAAAUAAUUUUCCAUAUAUUUUGUGUUUAAGUUUAGUUUAUAUAUAGUACAAAAAGAGUUUGUAUUGUUAACUGUUAAUUAAUUCGUAAAUUUUUAAAUUUAAGACUUUUGUAAUUUUUUUGACUAAAUAUAUAUAUAUAUAUAUAUUGCUAUUUUAAUUAUGUUUUUUAAAUUUGCUGUCCGUUUUUACUUCUCACAUAUUUUGCUCUUUCGAAAACCCAGAAAAGGCUAGAGGAAAUAUUGGCUAUUCGGUUAGAUCACUGGCCUCAAGUUUUGAGCCGCAAAUUUUUUAUUAGUUAAAUGAAAAAAAUUAUAAAAAAAAAAUUGAUUGUAUUUUGUUAAAUUUUUCUCUAUUUCUAAGUCAAGUCUUUGUUUAAGAUAUAAUCUGAUUUUUCUUUUGUCAUUCAUUUUGUUAAUUAAAAUUUGUUAAUUAAAAAUUGUUCAAUAAAGAAAUAUGAAGAUUUUUGAUAAGGCUUGCAAAAUUUAGCAAACAAACACUAUAAAAUAAUCACCAUGACCUUAGUCCCAUGAUGUGGUCUUAUCAAGUGAAAGUAAGCUAACACAAAACAAAGUUUUAAUUAUAUAGCAGAGAUAAGCAAUUAGUCAUACCGGAAAUUCCGUAAUUAACAGAUGAUAGAUACAUGGAUUUGACAGUACAUCACUGAAGGAGGCUCCCAUAAUUUUCGUGCCAUUCUCGGUCGACUGUGGAUUUGGUUAAGAAUUUUUUAAUCACUUAGUCGGAUUGAUCCAAUAAUUUGAGAGAAAAAGUUUAAUUCAUGAAAUUAGCGAAGAAUGCCUUAAAACUUUAUAAAAAAACCGCUCUUGGUAAAGAUCACGGUAAAUCGUGAACCUGAGCAAUAUUCCAAAACAAAUCAAAGAAAAGAAAAAUAUUCACGAAUCUAUCCAAUAUCAGAUCCAACAACAACAUUCUCAAUAACUGUUAUGCUCACAAAACAAAAACAAACGCUGAGAGCGAGAGAGAAAUUAAUUUGUAAGAACAUUUUUUUGUCGACUGCGGGCCGGUGUGAUCUUUAGUGAGAUUAAACGUCAUUUAAUUUGAGAAGAUUUAUUGUGGUUAUAGAUCAUUUUGUGUUUCUAAUUACCUUGGAACGGUAGUAAAGAUUUAAAGAGGUCAGAGCUUUCUACUCAGCUAUUCAGCUUUUGAGAAGCUUAUCAGUAUUUAGCUAUAUCAUAUCAUACAUAUAUAGCUUUUCUUCUGGAAGAUGAAUCGUAGAAAAAUGCUGAAAUUCUAUCCUCUCUUACAUUCUUUUUCGCUCAGAGAGUAUUAAUUAUUAAACGAUUAUUUUGUAUCCGACACAAUUUAAGAGUUGUUCUAUCAUGUUGGGAGUCGUAUAUAGUUCUGAGUCUUUCUUAAUCGUACUUUAACUUUUGCAUUUAUGAAAAAUUAAUACCAAUAAUAUUUUUUGCCCUUUUAAGUAUACAACACAACCGGAAACGUAAUAUUUUUACUAAACAAAAAUAUUUUUUUUUUUUAAUAUUAGAAAGAGUUCUCAUCCUCAUCCUAUAUUUAUGCCUUACUUCCUUACUUCUAAAGAAAUAAAACAAAUAAAUUAACCAACUUUCUGCAAAAAAAAUUUAGUAAUAAAAAAUAAAUUCGCACACAUUUCAGCUUUUCAUUUUUUUUUUAAUGCUUAUUCAUAACAUCUGUCGACAAAAUGGAAAGUAACGCCGCUAACUAAAAUCAUUUAAUUGCGAUAGACGCACUUGUUGUAAUUCAAAUUGUAUUGCGAGCCGGAAGGACAUUCACCAUGGAUGGGGCGCUCGGCCACGCAGAUUUUAUUGCCAGCAUCCCACUUGUAUUUGCCCGGGCAGCUCUGACCCAUAACGGCGAAAAUCGUCGCAACGAAAAGAGCGAGGAAGAAUAGCACUUUCAUGUUGAACUGCGAGGAGAAAAUACAUUUUUCGUUGAAAAAAAUAUUUAUUUAAAUAGAAAGGAUUGCAUAACUUUUUCUAUUACUAAGAUGAAUAUUUUUUAAGAAAGAAAAAAAUAUAUAUUUUUUAAAUAUUGUUUAUUUAUUAUCAACACUCACUUUGUAUAUUUAUUUUCUGUUAGCUUGUCAAGUUUGAAACUCAAACUGAAGCUGUUGCGCUAAGCCACAGUUAAUUUAUAGAUUCAAAACAAAUAGAUCUCGAUUUCUGCGCUGCUGACAGCCGACAGCUGCCUUAUCAGCUGACCUCUAUGGCGUUAAAGGCACCCCUGAUUUGUACAUACAUAUAUAUGAUUGUGUAUUAGAAAAAUUAUUAAUUUUAAAUUUUUGUUUGUUAUUUGUUUACGACGAGUUUUGGGUGAUUACAACGAGUAGCGGCAGAAAUGAACCGAAUAUUGUUGGAAAUGCACGGCGCAAGCUAGACCACCAAAGAGAGUUAGAGAGAGGUAAUGAGAGAGCAUGAGAGAAAGCCUUUUAAAUCGGUUAUAUGUAUGGCUAUAUGAUCGCUUUUCUAUGAAAUGUAUAUAUAAUAAACAUCUGCUGAUAAAUAUAUAUAUAUACAUAUAUAUAUUGUGCACUUUAACAAACAAUAAUGAAUUUAAUUCUUAUCAGAAAAAUUUCAAUAUUUUUGUGAAUUGAAAUACACUAUUUUAGCAAACGUUGCGUAAUGACACAUAAAUAUUAAAUUUAUAAAUAAAUUACCCCAAUUUAUUAAGCUUCAUUAUUAUCAAAAACAAAAAGAUACUUUGAAGUAGUUAUCAGCCAAUAUACAUAUAACCUCAAUUUUAAAAACAUGAAGUUUUGUAAUGAUUUUUAUAAAAAACACCUCUACAAAUAAAACCCUAUGAAGGCUACUUUCAAUGAAUGAAGUAACGACGCUUUCAGUUCAUCAAAAUGGUUAAGCUUUGUCGCGAAGUAUCUUUGAUCUUGGUUAGAUAGAUCAAAGUCAAUGCUACUUCGUCAUCAGUUCUUUCGUUGGACAACUUAGACGGAUAGUCUCCAAAAUAUGGAACAUCAGAUAUUUUUGGAACAACUGUCUCUCUUCGAUAGAAAUAGUUUCUCCUCUAUAUUUUUCAUUAGGAAAUACAUUUCUUAAGUCCGAUUCGGUGUUCAGAGAUGGCAUAAAACUUGUAGAGCUCUCCAUUCCUAGAUAUCACUAAAACGCAGAUCGGAAAUGAUAAAAAGAAUUCGGUAAAACCUUUAGUAAAGAAAUUGUUGGCUAUAUUUUUUACUAAAGAUGCCUAUGGGAUCGGAGCAUUUAUUAAGGAGGCGACAAUAUGUUAGGAAGAGGCUGCGGAAGAAAUGAACUCACUACUCUCAAGUUUGAUUAUUAAACUGAUCGACUUCAAAAAGGAAAUGUAUAAAGUGUGGAGCUUGGUUCGAUGUUGGUAAGUCCAA